GAUCAGGAGCGGAAAAGCUGGAUUUGUUGUUCUCUGCAACAGCACUGAGUUUCGGUGCUCUGUCGUGGCGCUGUGUCUCAGAGAGCAGCUGAUAGUGAGAUAGUGAUAGUGAUAAUGAUAGUGAGCAGUUCAGGAUCAGUUCAGGAUCAGAGCUGAUCUAGCGGAAGAUAAAAGCAGACUUUCUCAGUGGAAAGUCGUCCACAGUGACGUUUCCUCGGACUGGAUGGUAGAAAGUGAUGGAGGGGGCGGGGAGGACGGUCUGUGCGGUCUGACUGUGCGGACUGUUCGUCUCCACUCUCGGACCCGGAGAUGAACACUCUCUGUAUUAUCUCUACACUGUCCGGUCUAAAAACUCUUCAGACAGAGUCUAUGAGUUCAGUGCAGUGACUCUGCUGGAUGACAGACAGAUUGACUCCUACAGCAGUACAGACGGGGUCAGGACUCCUAAACAGGACUGGAUGAAGGAGAUAAAGGAGAGUGAGUGGACAGCAGGCACUGAUAAACUGAAGUACAAUGGACAACAGUUAAACAAGAUCCUCAACAUACAGAUGAAGGCCUUCAGACACGAUGAGUCAGAAAAUCACACUCUUCAGUGGAGAAUCGGCUGUGAGGGUGAAAAACAUUCUGACGGCUCAGUUUCAGUUUUAAAUUGCACUCAUGAAUACGCCUAUGAUGGACAGAGUUUAAUCUCGUAUAACUGGACCUCGAGGAAAUGGUCAGCCUCAGUCAGUCAGGCUAAAGCGUUGGAGGAGAAGUGGAAUGGCAGACCUGUUGAUCAGAGAUGUGACUGUGAGCACUGGCUGAAGAUGUAUUUGCAAUACAGCACUACUGACACCAAACUGACUCCACCAGAUGUUCAUGUGUUUGUGAAGAAAUCUGUAACUGAAUCGAAGAAGCUGACCCUGACCUGCCUGGCCACGGGCUUCUACCCCAAAGACGUGGAGAUUACACUGAGAAUGUGCCACACUUCACUGCCUGAACAUCUACUAACAUCUUCAGGAGUCAGACCCAAUGAAGAUGAAACCUACCAGCUGAGGAAGAGUGUGGAGAUCCAGGAGGAUGAAAAAGCAGAUUACAACUGUUUUGUGAAUCACAGCUCCCUCAACACACCAUUAACUAAACAAUUGGACGGGAAAUACAGUGACUGUCAGAGUGGUCUGAGUGGAGGAGUGAUUGUAGGAGUGACUGUUGGAGGGAUGUGGUCUUUGCUGGUCAUGCUGGUUGGGGUCAUCUUCUUUUUCCUUCAAAAGAAGAGGAUAAAUGGUAAAAGAGACAAUCAUCAUCCAAAUGUAAUCUUCAGCAACGCUCCACCAGAUGUUCAUGUGUUUGUGAAGAAAUCUGUAACUGAAUCGAAGAAGCUGACCCUGACCUGCCUGGCCACGGGCUUCUACCCCAAAGACGUGGAGAUUACACUGAGAAUGUGCCACACUUCACUGCCUGAACAUCUACUAACAUCUUCAGGAGUCAGACCCAAUGAAGAUGAAACCUACCAGCUGAGGAAGAGUGUGGAGAUCCAGGAGGAUGAAAAAGCAGAUUACAACUGUUUUGUGAAUCACAGCUCCCUCAACACACCAUUAACUAAACAAUUGGACGGGAAAUACAGUGACUGUCAGAGUGGUCUGAGUGGAGGAGUGAUUGUAGGAGUGACUGUUGGAGGGAUGUGGUCUUUGCUGGUCAUGCUGGUUGGGGUCAUCUUCUUUUUCCUUCAAAAGAAGAGGAUAAAUGGUAAAAGAGACAAUCAUCAUCCAAAUGUAAUCUUCAGCAACGAGUCUACAGCUGCUGGUUCUGAUGCUGACUCAGGAAGGGAAUCCACUUGUGGAUCAAAGAGGAGCAGCACCGAAAAUGUUGAUGUGAACAUUAAUCUGACUGGUUCCUGAAGCUGUGGGUCAACAGUUUAAACUCACGCAGAACAAAUGAUCUCUCUCUCUCUCUCUCUCUCUCUCUCUAUCUCUCUCUCUCUCUCUACCUUCAUCCAGGCUUUCCUCCACAGAUAACUGGCCCACCUGCUGGACCUGCUUUGGAGGAUAUAAA
Colossoma macropomum (tambaqui) is the source of this 2031-nucleotide messenger RNA. Its product is annotated as H-2 class I histocompatibility antigen, alpha chain-like. NCBI's taxonomy places the organism in Eukaryota, Metazoa, Chordata, Actinopteri, Characiformes, Serrasalmidae. Gene Ontology annotation, biological process: immune response. Bases 459 to 1877 code for a protein of 472 amino acids. Gene Ontology annotation, cellular component: external side of plasma membrane. The transcript is spliced from 13 exons. The record is from RefSeq and is a predicted model, not a curated record.